AUGCUGCGGCAACUGUUCCCGCGCGCCAGCGCCCGCACCGCCCUCAGGUUAUCGCAGCUUCCCACCCAGCGCCUGGCGACAUGGCAGGCUGCACGCCAGUACAGCGUCAAGCCCGUGGCGGCUUCGGAUGCCAAGCCGUUGGGGCUCGACGCCUCCAAGCUCACGAUAGAGGAGACCAAGACGCCUGGCAAGCUCAGCAAGCCGGAGGAGCUCGUCUUUGGCCGCAAGUUCUCAGACCACAUGCUCACCAUUGAGUGGACAAAAGAAAAGGGCUGGCUGGCGCCCCAGAUCAUCCCCUACCAGAACCUCUCGCUCGACCCGGCAACAUGCGUGUUCCACUACGCCUUUGAGUGCUUCGAGGGCAUGAAGGCCUACAAGGACAAGGCCGGCAAGAUCCGCCUCUUCCGCCCCGACAAGAACAUGGCCCGCCUCAACAAGUCGUCGGCCCGCAUCGCGCUGCCGACCUUUGAGCCGACGGCCAUGAUCGAGCUCAUCAGCAAGCUCGUGCGCACCGACGAGCGCUUCAUCCCCAGCGAGCGCGGCUACUCCCUCUACCUCCGCCCCACCAUGAUCGGCACGCAAAAGACGCUCGGCGUCAACGCGCCCGGCUCGGCCCUCCUCUACGUCAUCGCCUCGCCCGUCGGCCCCUACUACCCGACGGGCUUCAAGGCCAUCACGCUCGAGGCCACCGACUACGCCGUGCGCGCCUGGCCCGGCGGCGUCGGCGACAAGAAGCUCGGCGCCAACUACGCCCCCUGCAUCGUGCCCCAGCAGGAGGCCGAGAGCCGCGGCCACCAGCAGAACCUGUGGCUCUUUGGCCAGGAGGAGUUCGUCACCGAGGUCGGCAGCAUGAACAUGUUUGUCGCCCUCAAGAACAAGGAGACGGGCCAGAACGAACUCGUCACGGCGCCCCUCGACGGCACCAUCCUCGAGGGCGUCACGCGCGACUCAGUGCUGAGCCUCGCCCGCGAGAAGCUCGUCCCCGAGGGCUGGCUCGUCUCCGAGCGCAAGUACACCAUGAAGGAGCUCGACGAGGCCGCGCAGGAGGGCCGCCUCAUCGAGGCCUUUGGCUCCGGCACCGCUGCCAUCAUCAGCCCCGUGCGCUCCAUCGCCUGGAAGGGCAAGACGGUGAGCUGCGGCCUGUCCGAGGCCGAGGAGUCUGGCGAGGUUGCGCUCAGGAUGAAGGGCUGGAUCGAGGCGAGGCAGUACGGUGAUGAGGAGCAUGAGUGGAGCCACGUCGUGGAGGUUUGA
Verticillium dahliae VdLs.17 is the source of this 1251-nucleotide messenger RNA. RefSeq names its product branched-chain-amino-acid aminotransferase. Bases 1 to 1251 code for a protein of 416 amino acids. Gene Ontology annotation, molecular function: branched-chain-amino-acid:2-oxoglutarate transaminase activity. Lineage: Eukaryota; Fungi; Ascomycota; Sordariomycetes; Glomerellales; Plectosphaerellaceae. The record is from RefSeq and is a predicted model, not a curated record. Gene Ontology annotation, biological process: L-leucine biosynthetic process; L-valine biosynthetic process. Gene Ontology annotation, cellular component: mitochondrion. The transcript has 2 exons.